Messenger RNA from Linum trigynum, 3617 nucleotides. NCBI's taxonomy places the organism in Eukaryota, Viridiplantae, Streptophyta, Magnoliopsida, Malpighiales, Linaceae. The record is from the annotation of a GenBank genome assembly.
CUUUCUCUGGGUGAGCAAUUGAAACUGAAGAAUUAAAAUGGUGUGCUGGUGCAUAACUAAUUUGGUUAACUAUAACUAAUCUAAAUACUAAAAUAAAUAAUUAAACCAAUACCCAAAUGAGAAGAAAAAUAAUUUUGUUUAAUUAAAGAAAUCGACUUUCAACCUCUAAUUUCAAUGUGUUCCAUGGACGUUUCGUGUGGUAAUUCAAAUUAUAGUUAUCUAUAAAACAACACAAUGUAAAUAAAUUUUAUAAGCAUUAUUACAAAAAAUUUAAAAAUAUGUUUGAUAAAUUCAAUGGUUAGUAUUUAAGAAUUUUUAUUUCAUACCAUUGAUUUAGCAAUACCUGGUGGUAGGGGUAGGCAAUGGGUAGGUCCACACCUGGCCGAAUCUAUGUUUGGAUCGGACCACACCGAAUCGAAUAUAAUAUGGUUCGGUUCUUGAUCCCAUGAAUUUUAUAAAUACUAAAGAAAAAUGGACCGUAUUCAUAUUUGGAUCAGACCAAAGUAGACCAAAGUGACCGAACGCACUAUUGAUCCGGUCCUUAGUCCCAAGUUAUCUUUCACUGUUGGACCGCGAUUCUCUGAAUUUGGUCUGAUUCGGUCCCGACCAGACCGAUGCCCACCCCUACCUGGUGGUAUGGCAAAGAUAAAAGGAAACGUCCAAAACUACCAAAUUUUUUAAUGCCAUUUCUUGUCUCCCUAAUUUUUAAACAUGUAUCCAUUGAGAAACAAAAAGAUACAAAAUAUACUUGUUCUAGCCACAAAGUUGUACUAACCAUGACUAUACCUUUGAGGUUUUCUACCAAAUAAAUACUUUGUCACAAUUUUGUAAGCAUAAUUGCUACACAAAUUCAAAAUUACAGCAAAUGAUUGUACAGACAUUGUUACAAAGUUAUUUUUCGUGGCAUAAAGUGUUUGAAGCAAUACUUUUGCCACAAAUAUAUUUCCGUCUUAGCUAAAUACACCCACAACUAGCUAUAGAUGUUUGACCUAGCAAAAAGUUCAUGGCUGAAGAUAUAUCAUUUGCCACAACAAAUAAAUUUCGAAACAAACCUAUGGAAAUAGCUACGCGUUAUAACACUUGUGACUAUACAAUUGAUUAAAAGCUACGAAGAAUUUUUUUUAUAGUUAUUAGUUGGUAUUAGCUACAAAAUGUUUUCUCAUAGCUAUGAAUUUGUGGCUAUAUAAGGCAAUUGUUAUAGUGAAGUUUUUCUAACUAGAGAUAGAAACUACCUCCUCUGUAUGAGUUUAACUGAUCUACACACAAGCUUAAUGAGUCAAUGGUCAUGCACUCAACUUGCAAGCAUCUUCUUGUUGAGCUCCUGUAAUUGGUAGGGGAUGGUCACCUCAUCCACCAACUUGCAAGCAUCUUCUUGUUGUAGUGAAAAUAUACCAGGGCCAAAGUUGGAACAAAUAAACUUAUUGUAUCGGAUUUCAAAAUAGAUGGGAGUCUAAUUAUCUUCUAGUUGGGGUGGGUACUAAACUGCAAAUGCUAUAGAGAAAACUAAAAAUAAUAAAAAUAUGUACAUGUAGUGGGAGGGCAUCAAGAAAAGAAUGUAGGUAAAUGCACGCUCUCCCGCCCAUCUGCAGCAUGGCAUGCUGGCCUCUCCUAUAUUCUCUUUAUGGAUCACACUGGUACACACUUCAUUCAUUAACACCUCCCUCCCAGCCCACAACAACUGCAAAUAUUAAUAAUGCCAAAAAGGAAAAUGAGCUAGCGAGGGCGAGCAGUAGAAAAGUAAUAGAGCUUUUUGACAGUGGCGUCCAUGGGAUCACUCCUUACAUUAGUCCCGUCAUCAUCAGGACACGGUCAUAAGCUAGAUUGUGAAUUAAGCAUACAGGGUAUCCGUGAUGUACACUUACCUAAACUAAACUCUCUAUUACAACCCUAAUUCUUUUAUUAUUGUUUUUUAAAAAUGAGGAAUUUAUAAGAAAUCAAAUGAGAAACAUUAAUUUUUUUUGUUGGGUGGUGUCAGGUGUAGGGAUGGCAAUGGGGCGGGUUUGCCUAAACCAUCCCCAUCCCCGCUUUCAAAUAUCUAUACCCAUACCCGCCCCAUACCCAUGAGGGGAAAGUUUUUGCAAACCCAUCCUCAUACCCAUGGGUUUCGGGUACCCAUGGGUAAUACCCGCCCCGUACAUCCAACAUUAUAAUACGAAAUAUUUUACAUGUAGACUUUCAAUUAUAACAUUAAACGCACCUACUAUAUCAUGAAGUUUACAAAGAGACAAUAAUUUUUAAUACGAUUCAAAGCAUCUUAUCCUAAAGCAUCCAUUAAUCCAUAUCAGAGUAGAGUACUGUGAUAAAUCUAUUAAGUAAUAAUUAACUAACAUAAUCUUGUUAAGAAGGGGAAAAAGUGAAAGAGUGAAGGGAAAAUUGAGACAAAUAAAUUAGAUUUUGAUUUGGGUGGUCACUUAAUUGCAUUUCUACUAUAUAUUUUUAUCGAGUUAUACUCACUAUUAUUGAUAGGUUACAAAUCGAUUCACAUAUUUUUCAUAUGUGAAGAAAUAUUUUUGAUGGGGCGGGUAUGGAUAUGGGUAUGGGGCGGGGGAGGCUAAAACCAUACCCACCAAACUUUUUGCGGGUUUUACCCAUACCCGGUCAAUGCGGGAAUUCCGCGCGUUGACUGGGUCGGGGGCGGUCGGAUACCCGUGGGCAUGGGUUUGAUUGCCAUCCCUAGUCAGGUGUGCUACUCAAGGAUUUUAUACUGGUUAAUGGCCUAGAUCGAACAUGAAACAUUAAUUCACCGAUAAAGAUAUGUCACAAAAAAAUCUUACAAGCGGCCGGUGACUGGAAAAGCACACCACCAUAAAACCCAAUCUUCACUCAGAUUCAUUCCCCAACCUAAGAAAGGAUCCAAAAUAAAUGUGACAUUGAUCUUCCAUCUAACAUUUUAUGUCUAAAGAUUCUUCUUGACGAUGUGGGAGGAUCCUCCAUUCCACCUUACACAAGAGUUAGGGUGAAAUAGUCACUACUUAAGGACUCUUUUGAUCGAACAAACCCAUUGUUAUAAGAACGGAUCCGGAUCAACGGGUGGGCUAGUAGAACCGUCAAAACAGUUACGAUAGCGGUCUGUUUCAUUGCUUGGACGGUUAUUGAUGGACCAAACGUUUUUCCACGGCUCAACAUAAAACCAGAUGAACAACCACGGUUUAACUGGUCCAGUGGCUCACUAUUUUAACCACAAAUUUAAAAAAAAAUAUUAUAACAUAAACUAAGACCAUCAAACCGUAAUUAUUAAUUUUACAUAUGCUUCCGCUUCUCAUUUUCCAACCUUGUUGUCAACUUUACGUUAUCCGCUACCGAUUAAUUGGCACUGUAAUUUUAAAUUUGAAUUAAAAAAUUAUGAUUUCUUUUAUGAGAUAGUUUGAAUGAUUUAGUAGAUAUUUUGGUAUGAUAUGAAUUUGAAAUUGUUUAUGGUCAAUGAUAACUUUAUUCUUAAAUUUGUGUAAUAUACAAGUCUAUCUUAUGAACGGUUCUAUCAACUGUUUUGUAACGGUUAAUCAUUGAACCCUAAAUCACUGACGUUUUCGGUUCAGCCUCCCGUAUGGUUAUGAAAACAGAGAAAAAAACUUUCAUCAGCCUAUUCACUUAUCUAAAAAUGAAUACAUCACGAAAAA